AUGUCUGGAUCUGGAGGCUCAGAAUUAAGAACUCCGAUCUUCUCCGGUGAGAACUAUGAGUUCUGGAGAAUCAAUAUGAUAACCAUCUUCAAGUCAUAUGGGUUGUGGACUCUGGUAAAGGAAGGAAUUACGAUUCCAGAAUUGAAGAAGAAGAAGGUAGUUGAGGAAACAUCUACAAAGGAAGAUGAUGAGAAGAUGGCUGUGAUUCUUAUGAAGGAUGCAAAAACUCUGGGGAUUAUUCAGAACUCAAUUUCUAAUCAGAUCUUCCCUCACAUUGCUCAUCCUGAUUCAGCUAAAAUUGCAUGGAAUCUGCUAUAUGGAGAAUAUCAUGGUGGUGACCAUGUCAGAUCGGUAAAGCUUCAAAACCUUAGACGUGAGUUUGAGUAUACUAGGAUGCAUGAAAAUGAAUCUCUGUCUGCAUAUCUUACUCGUUUGAAUGAGCUGAUUAAUCAAAUGAAAGGCUCGUUCAAAAGAUACAAGGGAAAGCCUAAGUGUUACAACUGUGACAAAUUUGGACAUUUGGCUAGAGAGUGUACUGCAAGCAAGAAUGUGCAGAAAGCAAACUGUUCAAAUCAAAUGGAAGUGACUGGAAACCUAUUAUAUGCCAACAGUGCUAUUGCUGCCACAAAUGUUACUGGAGAAUGGUAUAUAGACAGUGGUUGUAGCAACCACAUGACUGGAAAUGAGAGUUUGCUGACAGAUAUUAGAACAAAUGCGGUAGGCAAGGUACAAAUGCCAAAUGGUGAGCUUGUGAAUGUUGCUGGAAUGGGCACAUUGGCAAUUGAUACUAUCAAAGGCAGAAAGUAUAUCAAGGAAGUGAUGUAUCUUCCUGGACUGAAAGAGAAUUCACUAAGUGUGGGCCAAAUGGAUGAACAUGGUUACUAUCUAGUAUUUGGAGGAAAAUUGUGCAGCAUCUUUGAAGGUCCUUCACUAGAGUGUCUUGUAAUCAAAGUACAGAUGAAAAGGAAUAGGUGUUAUCUCUUGGCACUAUUACCUAAUGAUCAUAUUGCACUAAAGGCAAGUAUACCUAACUCUACUUGGACAUGA
Molecule: messenger RNA, 1047 nt
Organism: Prunus armeniaca (apricot)
Lineage: Eukaryota; Viridiplantae; Streptophyta; Magnoliopsida; Rosales; Rosaceae
Source: the annotation of a GenBank genome assembly